AACCGCUACCUGUGGUGAUGUUCUGGUUUGUGGUUGUGAAUAGAUAUGGCAAUUUCUGUUUCAGAGAUAGUUGUUCUUAGAAGCACUUUCAACAAUUGCAACUUUUCUUGUUUCCGCCGAAAAGUUAAUGUUGUUACUUCACCAAACACGUCCUUAACAUCACUUCUCUUCCCUGCCAUAACUACAACGAGGUUGUCUAGUGUUGUUCCUCGAGCUCUGGAUCCCAAAACAGGAGAACAAAACUCUACUACUUCUUCAUUUCAAGAGGAUUUAGUGUAUGUGGCAAAACUACUGGGGGGUUCUUUUGCUGGUGCGGCUGUGAUUAAAUAUGGCAGCGGUGUUUUCCCUGUGAUAACUACUCCAAACCUUGUUUUGUCUCUUGUUAUCAUCUUAACUCCUGUCAUUGUUGCUGUUUUCCUUUUGAUAAAUCAAAGUCUUCGCCAGAAGCUAUAGACAGUGUUUAUUUUAUGAAUCAAAACAGUGUAAUUAUCAUUUGUUUGUUUGUUGUCCUGUUGAAUUUUAUUUGCAUGAUUUUGAUACAUUUCCAGUCGGAAAAUCAUGUACUCAUCAAACCGUUCUCAAGAAAAAUCAUGUACUCAUACUCUGUACUCAUACUUUAGAGAGAUGUCAUAUUGAAGUUAGAGUCUUAUUAGGGAUGGCAAUUUGGCCCAUCCCCAGUGGGUACCGACAAAAAACCCCAUAUCGGGUAGGGUAAAUACCCAUAAAAAUGGGUAUGGGCACGACACGGGUAAUUACCCAUUAAAAUAUGCGGGUAUGGGUGCGGGCACGGGUACCUUACUACCCAACCCGCCCCAUACCCACACUACAUAUUUCUAUAAUGUCAUUUA
Vicia villosa (hairy vetch) is the source of this 848-nucleotide messenger RNA. RefSeq lists its product as uncharacterized. Gene Ontology annotation, cellular component: chloroplast. The record is from RefSeq and is a predicted model, not a curated record. The coding region runs from base 46 to 453 and encodes 135 amino acids. Lineage: Eukaryota; Viridiplantae; Streptophyta; Magnoliopsida; Fabales; Fabaceae. The transcript has 2 exons.